UAUUGAGUCGGUGAAUUGGUUCAAAUUAAACACUAAUAUUAAUUUAUAAAAUUAUCAAUUAUUAAUUUAUUUUAGAAUAUAUAAUGUUAUUUAGGUUUACGAAUCAGCUAUUCAGCUUGCUAAAGGCGGGUUUAGUGAGACAGAAGACAUCGUUUUUUUGCACCCGUUGCAGACAGUCUACAGUAUAUAGACGCAGAGCGGCCCGUUUAACACAUCUACAUUUGUUUGUGUGUUUUUUAUUUAUUUAUUAGUAGUUCUCUUCUCUUUCUCGUAGAUAACGGAAAUAAGCAAAGUUUUAGAUGGGCUGGGUGUUACGGGCCCAAUGGGUAUUUGUUUCGUAUAAAAUCUCUCUGAAAACCCUAUUUAUCUUAAAUUAAAAACUAAAAAGAUCGAUUGAAGCCAGUGGGGAAGGAGAGAUCAGUUGUGACUUGUGUGCAUCCUAUUUCGACGAGGUCACGCACGACGAUGACUUUGAGGCUUCCAUCUGAGUUGGAAGAGGAAAUCAUCUCCAGAGUUACAUUUAGAAUUCUUGCGAAGUGGAGAUCUGUAUGCAAGCUUUGGAAUAGUAUGAUCUUGGACCAGAGUCUCAUUCUGAAGAACUUGUCCCGUACGCACAUCGGCGAUAGCCGUGAUCAUCGGUUUAUCAUCUCCCACGAUGGAUGUCUUUCUUCCGUGAGCACUGAGGAGCAGGUACUUACUCCUUCCGAAAACCUUAGCCUUGGAAGAGUUCAUCCAACGCGAAUCAUUAAGGUGUACAAGGUUGUGCACUGCAACGGUCUGUUGUUGUGUGUCAUGGACAACAAGCUUUUGGUUUGGAACCCGUUACUGAAAGAAAUGUGUUGGGUCAAAUGCGGCAGCGACUUUCACGCAUAUGAUGAUGCGUACAGCCUUGGAUACCUCAGCCCUUGUGAUUACAGGAUCUUACGGUUUCGAUGUGCUAGUAAUUCAAGAAACAGACCUCCAAGAGUUGAGGUCUGCCAACUCUCAUCUAAGACAUGGAAGUGUGUAGAUAUGAUCAGUCCUUUUGAUUGGUUCCUUAGAAUACCACUGGCGAUACUCUCUUUGAGAGGAACUCCUUAUUGUAUUGCUCUUCGUGAAGAUCACACAGCUUUCCUGCAAAGCUUUGAUUUUUCCAAAGAAAUAUUCCAACCGAUAGAUCAGCUACCCUUCAGGUACGAUGAACGGAAUCCUAUUGCACUCGCGACUUAUAAAGGAGACCGGCUUUCCGUGUUAGAGCAAUGUCAUGAAACAAGGACCAUUUGCAUAUGGGUUAAGUAUUGGCUCUUACGUCCUUGGAGCAGAUUGAUGGUCGUGGCUAUACCGCAUUCUCCUCUAUUACAUCCACCUUCAAGUCGUAUUUCAACAUCUUUUUUUGUUGACAAAAACUGUAGGCUCGUCGCAACUUCUGUUGAAUUCAAUGGAUUCGUUGAUGCUGUUAACAUUUACAGAGUCAUCGGCGAGAACAAGUUUGAGAAAAUUGAAGAAGAACAUAUCGCGGGAACUGCUUUUUCUUUUCAAUGCAGCUUCGUUCCGAGUUUUGUCAGGCUUCCUGGGUUUCUGAAGCAAGACACAAAGCGGAUUCGUUGGAGAAGAAAGAGAUUCAACUAGUCUUGUUUUGCUGAUGUGUUUUGUGCUUCUUGUUUCUAACUUUCUGGCUAAUUAUUGAA
This is a messenger RNA of Capsella rubella, 1667 nucleotides long. RefSeq names its product putative F-box/LRR-repeat/kelch-repeat protein At1g11620. The record is from RefSeq and is a predicted model, not a curated record. Lineage: Eukaryota; Viridiplantae; Streptophyta; Magnoliopsida; Brassicales; Brassicaceae. Gene Ontology annotation, molecular function: protein binding. The transcript is spliced from 2 exons. The coding region runs from base 466 to 1608 and encodes 380 amino acids.